GGGCUACGUAGUUCAGAAAUUCGUCGGCUGUACGCGCGAAACCGAUUUCUAACGUUAGCUUUCGCGGCCGCUUCCAUCCAAACUGCGUUGCGUCGGUGCACACGUACGCGCGCUUUAAUUUAGUGUCUCGGUCCCCUCGUGGAAUAUCAACAGAAGAAGCGAGAACAGGUCAACGACGUGAAUCGACUUUGGUUGGCGACAGGGAAAGAGUACUUGGUGAACUGACCAAAGACGUUGAAACUGUGCGAUCGACGGUGAACUUUUGGGACUUGCAAACCUUCCUUGACUCUAUUUCCCACGAUACAUCACUCGAGGGGGUAAGGUGGGAGAAAUCAUCGCUGCAUAGGUGGCGUCGCUCGAAGACAACGCAAUUUUAAAACAAUAUCGAAGGAGACACAAUGAGGAUCAUAGCAGCAGUUCUGCUGGCUGCUCUCUCGGUUGGAAUCGUUUCUUCGUUUAGCGUUCCAAAGUCUGGCGCCAUCGAUGUAGAAAUUAAAGAAUCAUCGAGCAGACCAGACACGGCAUCGAAUACUAAGCUGGAAAAUUCGUAUUCCUCCACGCCGGCAGUUAUUAUACGAGGAAAAGAUGAAACCGUCCCUCGUGAUAGCGAGAAGCUAACGUCGACAUCGGAGUUUGUCGGUGAUCCCUUAUUUUUGGAUCACGCGAAACCCACCUUCGAUCUAAAGAACGCGUUUCUACAAGAAAUUCAUACUUUGGACGAGGUGGCGUCCAGAGACAAGACUCAGGAUGAAGUGGCGAAAACAUUUAAAGCCGAAGCACGAAGGAUCAAACCGCUUAAACCAUCGCCAAUGACUAAGCCAUUAGUCGCUAAAAUCGACGUCGAUAUUAAUAAUACCGAGCAAGAUAGCGCCAUAAAGAAAUUACUGGAAGCCGAAGAUGUGCCCUACGACAAUGAUUUGACCGAGGACGAAGAAGACGAAAGCGAUAACGACAGUGACAGCGACGUCUUUGAUGACGAUCUCGAAGAUGACGAAGAAGUAAUGACAAACUGUCCCGAUUACUGCAAAUGCAUCGAGUCCACAGCUGCAACGUGUACCAAACUCGUGGAUAAUCAAUCGUUUAGCACGGACCUCGCCCAUUUACGCAUUGAAAAUGCUGAACAAAUACGUCUGGGCCCUAAAGCGUUCCGAUCACGUGGUCUUGAGAAACUGGAAUCCCUCAGGAUCACCGACACGAAGAUCGUCGAAUUGCACGAAACCGCGUUCGACGGACUACCGUACUUGUACUUUGUUAAUUUAACGCGAAACGGUCUCCAAGAGAUCCCACCGAACAUUUUCAAAAAUAACACGCAGCUGACGAUGCUCGCCAUUUCUGGAAACCCGCUGAAACACACGCAAGAUUCGAAAUCGGGAAAGCACGUUCUGUUCGACACACCGUUCGUCAUCGAAUUAGACUUCUCUUACAACGGUUUGACGAAACUGAGACGCGCAGCUUUCACGAAGAUGCAAAGCGUCAUUUACGUUAAUCUGAAGAACAACAAGCUGAGGGAACUCGACAGCGUUACGUUCGACUCGUUGGAGUUGCUCGACGAGCUGGAUCUUUCGAACAACUUGUUGACCGAAAUACCUGUCGAUCUGUUUUACAACAACGAGAUACAGACGCUUCGCAUUGCUGGGAACAACUUGACCACGUUGGGCACUAUAAAAGCACCAAAGCUGAAAAUACUUGACGCGUCUAAUAACAAAAUUAAACUAAUAACGAAAGAUGAUCUGUCUGGUAUGACUUUAUUGGAUCAACUGAUACUUUCUUCGAACGGUCUCAAAACCAUUCAUCAGAACGCCUUUACUGAUUUGAAGCAGAUCACUCACCUCGAUAUCAGUAACAACAGGUUGACUAUCUGGACGGAUCAUCAUCUGAGAACGAAUGGAAGACUGCAGAUUCUGUUAAUGAACGACAACCCUGAAUUAAAAACCUUGCCAGCGUUCAAGACUGUUGGUCUUGAAUAUGAAACUUUCAGCAUCUAUCGUUUUGAAUGUGCAAAUUGUGGCUUGGAACAUCUUAAGAAGGAAACAUUCAACGCCAUGCCAGCGUUGACGCAACUAAAUCUCUCCAGAAAUCGUCUAACCAGUCUAACAAACGGACUGCUGGAACGUACCUCCACUUUACAAGUCCUCGACCUUUCCGAUAAUAAAAUCAGCUCCUUAGACAGAAACAUGUUCUACGGUGCCAUCAGUUUAUCGAAAAUCAAUCUGGCGGGUAAUCCAUUGGUAACUUUACAAGUAACGCCAUUCUUGGUGGCUCCUAAUCUCGCCGAGCUCGACGUGAGCAGAUGCGCUUUGGAAAGAGUUUGGAACGAGGCUAGAGUUCGUUUGACUAGUCUGCGAUUCUUGUCGGUUCGCGACAACCAUCUUCGACAAAUCACGUUGGAAGAGCUGAAGGCUAUGCCAAACAUUGCCAGUUUGGACAUGUCGCAUAAUCCUUUCGAUUGCAACGACGAAUUCAACGAGGCAGUACAAUGGCUCACUAGUCACGGUGUAUCUCCCAUGGAGAAGUUGCGAUUCAUCAACAAUUAUAGCAAUGGCGACAAGUACCACGAUUCUAAAGGUAUUACUGAAUGGACUGAUUUGGCGAAAAUAGUCUGUCAAGGUAUCAACGACGGACCACCAGAUAGGUCAAUUUCACAAAGGAGAAAGAACUUGAACAGCCUUUACGACGAGCUUGACAACACAGAAGACUCUGAUUCUCUAUUGAGAACUGACUUUGAUGGCAAUGAAAACCCGGUGCCAUUCCACUUUGACCAUGGUAUAAAAUCAAACGAGGAAGUCGAUAAAGCCUGGACGACCCAAGAUCAGGAAUACGAAGAGUUCAUUGUAUCAGCGGACAUGGAGUAUCAUCCUUGGUACACCACUUCCCUUUGGCCCGUGAUCCUCGUGAUUUUCAUAACGGCGAUGAUUCUUCUAUUGACGGUGAACGUCGUAGUUUAUUUAGCGAGACGAAGAGGCCGAGGUCCUGUUAUCAGACCGCCGAUGAUACUUCGCCAGGGUCUGAUAGACAACAAGAAUUGUGGCUUAGUUUACAAGCCUCUUCAAGAAGAAAUCGCUACGCCUCAUAUGCCGAAGAGAGGAAGCUUUUAUUCCAGCAGUACAUUUCACUACGACAAGAUCGUUCCAGAGAGUAUUUAAAAUUUAUUACAAGUAUAAAUGUCUGGCAUUCGACUUGAUUCUACUUGAUUAGAAUGUUAAUAACGUUGAGGAAUUAUCGAAGAAACAUUUUGUAUAAAUUCGAUUGGCAGGUUAAGUAUACUUAGAAAAUCGUGCAAUGUGCGAAGCCAUCGAUCCGUUUUUGAUGAAAAUAUUCUGCAAUCUUAAAUAAUCCAGGAAAACUAUGUAAGAUUUUAUAGCAGUAAAAUAUACUUAAACGUAAACGAUGAAUAUAAUGAUGGGUAAUGUAGCUUCUUAAACGUAAUUAAAGGCAUCUAAUGAUUCGAAAAGAAAUAUGGGAGCCAGUGAGCUUUAUAUUUCUUCAUCGGCAAGAUUUAAAUAGUGAUUAGGAAUAUUUCGAACAGUGAUAUGAAAAUUAAUAAAUUUUAUGGAAAAAGUUUGUUUGUGGACGAACAAUCAGUAUUCUGUUUCUUUAUUGAGGUGAUCAGUUUUAAUACGAAAAUAGGAACGGAGUCACAAUAAUUUAAUCGUAUUUGUAUAUUUAAUUGAUAAUACAUAAUUAUAUACAUUUAUUGUUUAAUAUAAUUGUGGAAAUAUAGUUUUGGGCGACAGGUUAAAUAUUAUUCCAAAUA
Messenger RNA from Colletes gigas, 3754 nucleotides. RefSeq names its product toll-like receptor 3 (gene Gp150). The transcript has 10 exons. Gene Ontology annotation, molecular function: protein binding. The record is from RefSeq and is a predicted model, not a curated record. The coding region runs from base 399 to 3143 and encodes 914 amino acids. Lineage: Eukaryota; Metazoa; Arthropoda; Insecta; Hymenoptera; Colletidae.